Symbiodinium pilosum is the source of this 806-nucleotide messenger RNA. NCBI's taxonomy places the organism in Eukaryota, Dinophyceae, Suessiales, Symbiodiniaceae. The record is from the annotation of a GenBank genome assembly.
GGGAGUUCAACGCCGUGGACUCUGAUCUGCCGGCAGAACAUUGGGGCAACUUCUACAGGGCCUACAGCAAUGACGCCAGCGGUGCACUUAGCCAUGCAGAGAAUGUCUGCAGAGGCUUCAUCGAGAGCGGCGCCAUGGCCAAAGCCAAAGCCCGGGGUAUCGUUGAGAACCUGGAUAGCUCCAGGCCGUUUUUGUCGAGAUUCGAGUUCAUCGAGGCUCUAGCUGCCUUAUCUGCAACCUUUCCCAAGGACAUGAACAGGAAGGUAACAGGCGCUAACAAGCGCGUGGCGCAUAUCCUCUGGCGCGCCACUGAUCCGGAUCGUGCCGCAUGGCUUUUCAACAACAGUCGACGCGUGCUGGCUCUCCUACCGUCGGGAACGUCCUCGAACGAAGCCCUUCACGCUGAGGUGAAGAAUUGGUUCUCUGAGACGCAACAGAUCCACCAAAGCACUCUAUGCCUUAAGCUGCUCAUGUUAACCUUGGGCAAACAGAUCCCACACUUUCUGGCUAUGGCGCAUCCAACCAUCAGUCAGUGCGCCAGCAGAGUUCUUCUGGCGCGAGCGGUUGCUAACUCCCCCUGGACGGAUGUCGCGCGGCAGUCCUGGUGCAGUGAGCUAAGCCACGAGGCGCAUGUGGAAAAGGCGGCCCUCCCCUACAACGAGUCACACGCAGAGGGAGUGUCCAAGGUCCGCAGUUGGAACAUGAAGCGGCCGGCCGCCGUGAAGAAGUCUCACUUCAAAAGAACAGUGUUUACUCUCAAGAGACUGUCCAAGCUCCGGACGCAGGGCACCCGCACCUGCAGGUAA